AUGGCGGCGCACUACUGCGGGCUCUGCCGCCGCACCUCCUUCACCGGCCGCCGGCACCUCUACAGCGCGGGGCAUCGGCGGCGGCUGCAGGAGGCCCUAGCCCGGCUGCAAGAGGAGGUGGCGGCGGCGCGGGCGGCGGCAGCCGCGGCCGAAGAUGGCGACGACGGUGCGGCUGUGGAGCGCUACGACCCGGCCGAGCACGACCGGCGCGUCUGGUGCUUGUGCUGCGAUCGCGGUGUGCAGCGGGACGGGCGGCGGGACGGGCUGGCGCUGCUGCAGGCGGGGUUCCUCCAGCAUCUCGCCGGGUCCGAGCACCGCCGGGAGACGGCUCGGUUCUGGCGGGAGAACCGGGCGGAGGCGGCGCUGCGAGAGCGGUUCCUGGUGCCGGCCGAGGAGUACGAGCGCUUCCAGCGCGCUCUGGAACGGGUGGUGGCCGCGCACCAGCGGCAGGAGGAGGAGCACAUCCAGCAGAUAGCGGCCGGCAUCCGGGAAGCCGAGCGCCGGCAGCAGGAGACAGUACGAGCCGCCCUCCAGCUUCAAACAGAGCCAGAGCUUUGCGCAGGACUUUCCGUCUGCAGCCCCCCAGCGGGACCUGAGAGGAACUCCUCUCAUGACACACAGCAGCCUGGCCCCCAUGGGAUGCAGACAGGACCUGACCUAAACUGGAUGGAACCAAACCAGGCUUUGACUUUCACUGGCCACCAGGAGACAGAAGGGAAAGGAAACGUUCACACAGGAGCAAAACCUCCAUGGCUAACUGAGGAAGAGGAUGGCAGUCAACAGCAGAUUGGACCUUCGUAUGAGGAGUUUCUCAAACAAAAGGAGAAGCAGAGGCUGAGAAAGCUCCCAGCAGAGCGUGUGGGUGCCAGCUUUGACCAUACCUCUCAGACAGGUGACAGCUGGCUCCCCUCCUUUGGACGGGUUUGGAAUCAUGGCAGAAGAUGGCAGUCCAGACAUCAGUUUAGAACUGAAUCAGGAGAAAAGAAGAGGAAAAGGUGAGCAGAAGUAGAGCACUGAAGAAAACAAGCUCUGGCUUGUGUGGAACGUGGACUGGAGGUAGC
This is a messenger RNA of Indicator indicator, 1061 nucleotides long. It is a transcript of the gene CENATAC, whose product is annotated as centrosomal AT-AC splicing factor. The record is from RefSeq and is a predicted model, not a curated record. NCBI's taxonomy places the organism in Eukaryota, Metazoa, Chordata, Aves, Piciformes, Indicatoridae. The coding region runs from base 1 to 999 and encodes 332 amino acids. The transcript is spliced from 9 exons.